UCCGGCUUCCCAGAUCCGGCAGGAGAUGAUGCAUCCCCUCUGGGCUGCUCUGGCCCUCACCUGCCUGCAGCUCUGCCCAGCUGCCGACAUCAAGCCUCAGAUCGCCAGUUUGGCAUUUGCCACCAACAACCCUACCCUCACGACGAUCGCCCUGGAGAAGCCCUUCUGCAUGUUCGAGGGCGCCGCCUCUGCCACGUUGCCCUCCAAGAUCUACCUCUACGUCAUGAUGGACUCCGUGGAAGCCCGGGUGGCACCAGUGCUGGACAACGGGAGCCAUCCUCUCCGGACGACGGUCCAGCAGGCCGCGGGCGGCCGCCGGGGCCCAUACUGGGCCGCAGCCUUCAGCGCGGCCCGGUGCGAGGACCUCCCCCGGCUGCAGGACGCCGGGGACCCUGCCAGGGCCCCCCAGAUUCUGGACGCCUACCUCUUCCGCGUCGGCGGCAACACCACCUGUAUGUGGGACCCCAACUACGCCGGGGUGUGCAACCCUCCCCUGGCCAAGAAGACCGGGUACAGGUUCAAAUAUGUGUUGGUGAACACAACAAGCAAUUCGGCUGAGGAUCAGUCCCUCUGGUCGGACCCCAUCAGGACAAAGCGCGCCCUGCCGUGGUCGCACUUGGACACCUGGCCAGGAAGGAGGAGCGGGAGCAUGAUAGUCAUCACAUCCAUCCUGAGCUCUCUGGCGUUCGUCCUGCUGGUCGGCCUGGCCGCCGCCAUCACCUACCGUAUCCUGGCCUCGGACGGUUCGGAGGUGGAGACAAGACACGCGUCUCAAGUGACCCAGGAGGCGGCCUCUGGAGCCCCUUACUCAUCCGCGAGUCGGGGGGUGGCACCGGAGAGGGCCGAGGCCUACGCCGGCAACCUCCCCUGCUGACGCGCAAGAAGGGACGGGGACUUCUCUCCCGCAGCCGAGGAGACGGUUCGCAGGGUCCACAGAUGGAUCCAGCAGGAAGCAAGC
Messenger RNA from Tachyglossus aculeatus (Australian echidna), 958 nucleotides. RefSeq names its product uroplakin 3A (gene UPK3A). The coding region runs from base 26 to 874 and encodes 282 amino acids. The transcript has 7 exons. NCBI's taxonomy places the organism in Eukaryota, Metazoa, Chordata, Mammalia, Monotremata, Tachyglossidae. The record is from RefSeq and is a predicted model, not a curated record.